Messenger RNA from Hipposideros armiger (great roundleaf bat), 2451 nucleotides. Its product is annotated as zinc finger protein 420-like. Bases 341 to 2149 code for a protein of 602 amino acids. Gene Ontology annotation, cellular component: nucleus. Gene Ontology annotation, biological process: regulation of transcription by RNA polymerase II. NCBI's taxonomy places the organism in Eukaryota, Metazoa, Chordata, Mammalia, Chiroptera, Hipposideridae. The transcript has 8 exons. The record is from RefSeq and is a predicted model, not a curated record. Gene Ontology annotation, molecular function: RNA polymerase II cis-regulatory region sequence-specific DNA binding; DNA-binding transcription activator activity, RNA polymerase II-specific.
AGCCCAGGCCCCGCCUGCGGCCCAGAAUCUUUGGCGGUGUUGCCGGGGAGAUUUUUGCAGAAGGGGAAGCUGCCAAGGCAGAGAGAAGGCCUGGUUGGCUACCGUGACUUUCAGUGUUUGUGGUUUAACCCUGAGCAGCUCAGUCCACCGUCCUACACUCCUGACGCCUGGGGGUCAGUACCGACGUUGAAGUCCCCGCACCCGCGCCCCCUACAGCGGGAAGCUGAUAAAUGGGCCUGUGCCCAUGACCUUGAAGGCACAUUCUCAAGAUGUAGAUGUGAUUCCUCCCCAGAAAGUCUCCUGAGGAAACAACCCAGAGCUGGAGGAGGACGAGGACGAAAUGGCUGCUUCUCAGGGACCGUUGACAUUCAUGGAUGUGGCCAUAUAUUUCUCUCAGGAGGAGUGGGAGUGCCUGCACCCGGCUGAGCGGGAACUGUACAUGGACGUGAUGUUGGAGAACUACAGGAACCUGUGCUCCCUGGGUCUUGCUGUCUCUAAGCCAGACCUGGUUAUCUUAUUGGAGAGAAUGAAGGCGGCCUGGGAUGUGAAGCAAAAAAAGACAGUAACCAUCCACCUAGGUAGAUGGGAUAUGUCUUCUGAGGACACCUUGGACUUGUUGCCAACCCCAGGAAUAGAAGAUUCAUUCCACAAUAUGCUACUGAGUACGUGUAAUGAUGAGAGAAGUUAUCACUUCAGUGAAUCUUGGAAAAACUUUAAACAAGAGUCAGAUCCUAAUAAGCAUCAGAGAUUUCAGUUUCCAGAGAACCAUUGUACAUAUGGGAAUUACUUUCAUGAAAGCUCCAAUCUUACACAUCAGAAUAGUUAUAUUGUAGAGAAGUCAAACAAAUGCAGUGAAUAUGACGAGUCUUUGAACCAAACUUUAUAUCUUACUGAACAUGAGAAUAUUUAUACUGGAGAGGAACCUUACAAUUGUAUUUCGUGUGGGAAAGCCUUUAGUCAAUUACCCAGUCUAAAGGGACAUUGGAAAACCCAUACUGGAGAGAAGCCUUACAAAUGUAGAGAAUGUGGGAGAGCCUUUAUUCGUCGUUCAAAUCUUACUGGACAUGAUCUUGCUGUACAUAUGCGAAUUCAUACUGGAGAGAAGCCUUACAAAUGUGAACACUGUGUCAAAGCAUUUCCUCGGCAUUCAACUCUCAUGUUACAUAAGAAAACCCAUACUGGAGAGAAGCCUUACAAAUGUAGUGAAUGUGGGAAAGCCUUUACUCAGCGCUCACAUCUUGCUGAACAUACGAGAAUUCAUACUGGAGAGAGGCCUUACAAAUGUGAACACUGUGGCAAAGCAUUUACUCGGCAUUCAACUCUCACUGAACAUAGGAGAAUUCAUACUGGAGAGAAGCCUUUCAAAUGCACAGAAUGUGGUAAAGCCUUUCUCGCGCGCUCUAAACUUAUACAACAUGAAAGAAUUCAUACUGGAGAGAAGCCUUACAAAUGUAAGCAAUGUGGCAAAGCCUUUUAUUGCAAUUCACAUCUUAACAAACAUGAGAUAGAUCAUACUGAAGAGAAGCCUUACAAAUGUAGAGAAUGUGGUGAAGUCUUUGCUCAGCGUUCAACUCUUGCUUUACAUAUAAGAAUUCAUACUGGAGAGAAACGUUAUAAAUGUGAACACUGUGAGAAAACAUUUAAUCAGCAUUCAACUCUCACUGAACAUAGGAGAAUUCAUACUGGAGAGAAGCCUUUUCAAUGCAGAGAAUGUAAUGAAGCCUUUCAUCUGUGCUCUGAACUUAUACAACAUGAGAGAAUUCAUACCGGAGAGAAGUCUUACAAAUGUAAUCAAUGUGGCAAAGCCUUUGAUUGCCGUUCACAUCUUAACAAACAUGAGAUAGUUCACACUGGAGAGAAGCCUUACAAAUGUAGAGAAUGUGGNAAAGCAUUUACUCAGCAUUCAACUCUCACUGCACAUAGGAGCAUUCAUGCUGCAGAGAAGCCUUUCAAAUGCAGAGAAUGUGGUAAAGCCUUUAUUCAACGUUCAUAUCUUACUAGACAUGAGUUAAUCCAUACUGGACAGAGGCCUUACAAAUGUAGAGAAUGUGGUAAAGCCUUUACUCAGCGUUCAUUUCUUACUAGGCAUGAGAGAAUUCAUACUGGAGAGAAGUCAUUACUCACCAUUUACAGUUUACUCAACACAUAAAAAUUCAUAAUGGCGAGAAACCUCAUAAUUGAAGAAUCCAAGAAAACCUGCAGCUGGACCUACAGCCUCACUCAAUAUUAGAGAAUGCUUACUGCGGACAAAUUACAUUCAAAAUCAACAAUGAAAACCCUUUGUUCAAAAUAUAAACUUCAGAAAAUCCACAUAAUUCAUGCUCCAAAGUGACUUUAAAGAUGUAAAAUAAUGUGAGAAAAUGUUUACUCCGAAAUGAAAUCUGAAAUAUCAAAGAAUUGACAUUACAAAGCAGCCAGUACAGAACAGUUUUCAGAUAUUACUUUAAAUCA